AUGGUUGCACCACAUACUCCCCCCGUAACCUCUCCCCUUGCCCAUCCCGGCCAAAGGCCCUCCAAGCCAGUCCGCUUUGGAUCCAUCAACUGCCGUCCAAAGAGCUCCCUUUUGAUCCGGCUGUCAGCAACUUUCGAGGAGCCCUUUCUCACCUCAAGCAUCACCCAUUCCUAUCGCUUCACAGACGAGGGGAAGAUGGAAAUGUUUUCCGAGGAGGGCAAGUCGGAUGUCCAAGGUCGUCGGGUUAAUUACCGCGAUAUGAUGCCCGCCCCUGUAUCAAUCAGUUUCACAUUGUUCCCUCAUCUUGUAAUUCUUAUCCAUUCACGAUCUCCCAACCUUAUCACGAAUCUUUCUUAUUCUUCAUCGAAACACGAAGCCCAUUUACCCACGACCUCUCCCGACGAAAUACGAAAUAUUCCCUCUGAAUCUUCGAAGCUCGCGCGACUGAUCACAUCUGAUGCCUUGAUGAUUCAACCGAUUCCUUUUCCUGUUGAAUAUUUUGAUACCUCUGGCCAACCGUAG
Puccinia graminis f. sp. tritici CRL 75-36-700-3 is the source of this 522-nucleotide messenger RNA. RefSeq lists its product as uncharacterized. Lineage: Eukaryota; Fungi; Basidiomycota; Pucciniomycetes; Pucciniales; Pucciniaceae. Bases 1 to 522 code for a protein of 173 amino acids. The transcript is spliced from 3 exons. The record is from RefSeq and is a predicted model, not a curated record.